Molecule: messenger RNA, 2157 nt
Organism: Didymella exigua CBS 183.55
Lineage: Eukaryota; Fungi; Ascomycota; Dothideomycetes; Pleosporales; Didymellaceae
Product: thioredoxin-like protein
Exons: 3
Coding region: 1-2157 (718 amino acids)
Cellular component (GO): endoplasmic reticulum
Molecular function (GO): protein disulfide isomerase activity
Source: RefSeq, a predicted model, not a curated record
AUGCGCUCCAUAUUCUAUUCGCUCUUGUCGCUGGCGACGAUUGCCUCCACACUCGCACGGUCAGACGAUGCAGCGGCAGCAGUAAAGAGGGCUGAUGCGGAUGAAGAUUGGGAAGAGAAGACGCCCGAUACAAUCUUCAACGGCCAGACAGUGCCACCUUUGCCAGUGCUUGACAUCAAGACUCUCGACAAGGCGAUUGGAAAAGGCAACUGGCUCGUAGAGUUCUUCUCGCCCUCAUGUCCACACUGCAGACAGUUCGCGCCCACAUACCAGACCGCCUACGAGUUCUACUACACAUCCAAGCCGAUCGACGCCAAAGGCGAACCCGAGGGCGACUCCCUCAACUCCUUCAAGCGAUUUUACGACUUCAACUUCGCCAAGGUCGACUGCAUAGCCUCCGCCGACCUGUGCGCCGCCAACAACGUCAUGAGCUACCCUUCGAUGAUCUAUUUCCGCGAUGGAACCGAGGUUCAGAGACAAAGAGGUUCGAAGGAUAUGAAGGAACUGAGCACCUGGGUCGAACAGCUGCUUGAGACGAUUCGUCCUGGAUCACGCAAGGAGGGCGGACCCAAGCUGCCCAAGGCUGGUGACAAAGCUGUUGAAGUUGGCCCGGAUACCGAGGAGGUUGUGAAGGAGCAGGAGAAGGAGGACGUCAAGGUCAAGGAAGCUGUUAGCUCCAAGCUCGAGAGCUUGAAGAACGUGCCCACCAAAGUGGACUCUCCAGCUGCUACACCCACAAGGGCCACCCCUGCUAAGGCUGUCUCGACUUUCAACCCGUCCGGUAUCUCUGAGCCUCUUACCGCGGAGAAGUUCCAGACUGUCAUCACCAAUACCCUCGAUCCCUGGUUCGUCAAGUUCUACGCGCCUUGGUGCCACCACUGCCAGGCUCUUAAGCCAAACUGGGACAAUAUGGCGCGCCAGAUGAAGGGCAAGCUCAACAUCGGUGAGGUCGACUGCGAUGUUGAGAAGAGACUCUGCAAGGAUGCCAAGGUCAAAGGAUAUCCUACCAUGCUCUUCUUCCGCGGUGGCGAGCGCAUCGAGUACGAAGGCCUUCGCGGCCUGGGCGACUUGCUCGACUACGCCAACAAAGCGACCUCAGUAGGCGCCGGUGUUGAAGAGGUUGAUGCCGCAAGCUUCAAGGCUCUUGAGGAGAAAGAGGAGGUCAUCUUCGUCUACUUCUUCGACCACGCCACUACAUCCGAAGACUUCAUGGCACUCGAGCGCCUCACUCUAAGCCUGGUUGGCAAGGCCAAGAUCGUGAAGACCAACGACAAGGCCAUGUCAGAACGCUUCAAGAUCUCCACCUGGCCUCGCCUCAUGGUCUCCCGUGACGGCAAGCCCACCUACUACCCUCCUAUCACGCCAAAGGAAAUGCGCGAUACCCGUCAAGUGUUAACCUGGAUGAAGUCCGUUUGGCUUCCGCUCGUCCCCGAGCUCACUUCCUCUAACGCCAAGGAUAUCAUGGAUGGCAAGAUCGUAGUCCUUGGCAUCCUCAGCCGCGCCCGUUCCGAUGAGUUCAUUUUGUCCAAGCGCGAGAUGAAGACCGCUGCGAUUGAGUGGAUCGACAAGCAGGACGCACUUUUCCAGCUUGAGCGCCAGGAGCUGCGCCAGUCGAAGCAACUUCGCAUUGAGGAGGCCGAAGACAGAGAGGACGACCGCGCUCUGAGGAAUGCCAAGGGUAUUCGCAUCAACAUGGACGCAAUCGAGCGCCCGCGUGUUGGAUUUGCAUGGGUCGAUGGCGUUUUCUGGGAGCGUUGGGUCAAGACCACUUACGGUGUCGAUGUUAAGGAGGGCGAGAGGGUCAUCAUCAACGAUGAAGACAACCGCCGCUUCUGGGAUACUACUAUCUCCGGCGAGCCCAUUCGACCGUCGCGCACCUCGAUCCUGGAAACUAUUGGCAAAGUGACCCAGAACCCACCCCAGAUUCGGGCAAAAUCCACAACCGGCCGCGUCUCGGGCUUCUUCCUCAGCCUUAACAGCUUCGCCUGGCACCACCCUGUCUUGGCCAUUUUCGGCACCAUUGGCUUGAUUCUCACAGCACUGCUCGCAGGCAAGAAGUUGAGGAGACGUGGAAACGCCGGCUACUUCCAGCUUGGUGAGAAGGAUGGACUCCUUGGUGGUAUCAGCAGCGGCAACGGCGGAGCGAAGCACGACUAG